UUGUCUAUUUUCCCAUUUAUAUCUUUUCGAGGUGCAGCUAUUUACUUGCCCGCAUGAGAGUCGCAUGGGUGUUGCGCAUCCUUCAUGGAUCAUGAGGCCUGCCAAUCACCGCCCCGCCAAGGGAAUUCCACCCGUAUCACUUUCCCAUGCCCAGCCGAACUAAAGCCCCUAUUUCGUCGGAUCUUCCAAUUGACUAUGAGUCACACCCCUCCCUUCACUCUGCCGAAACCCCGUUUUGCUUCUGGUUACGAAACGGGACGCAGCGAUGUAUGAAUCUCCGAACUCAAACCCACCGCCCAUGGACACCUACUCGUCCUGUAAAAUACCAAAUUGGCGAAUCAUUUCUCCGUCUACUCUGCUGGUUUCAGGAUCCCUGGGUGCCGCCACAGUGCCACUUGCAUAUCAUUGAGCACGCUAAACCUCGAGUCGGUGUCCGGAUCCCGUCUCAUCGGUUCCGUACAGGGUUCCCCCGGUCCCCUCAUGGCUGCGAGGUGACAACCAAAAACCACUUUACACGAAGGUGUCUUUUCGCGGCACCUAGCCUCUACUGCCCGCGUUCCAUACCCCUCCACCAGAAAGAGGGGCCAGGGGCCUACCGAACCACAUGCCCUGCUCAAGCAACCAGGCAACAAUGCCGCAUCCGGUCACUUGCCCUGGCCUUUUAGUUCGAAAGAUCACACCGACCUUGUCUUUUGGUUCUAUCCACCAGUUCGCCUCGCCCGAUGUACCAUAUAUCUGCCCGUCCGCCUCACCGAUCUUCACUGUGACUCAUUGAAAUCCUCCCUCCUCCACAUUGACCAUCCUCGUGUUUUCGGUCAAUAAC
This is a messenger RNA of Sodiomyces alkalinus F11, 823 nucleotides long. RefSeq lists its product as hypothetical. The coding region runs from base 147 to 665 and encodes 172 amino acids. NCBI's taxonomy places the organism in Eukaryota, Fungi, Ascomycota, Sordariomycetes, Glomerellales, Plectosphaerellaceae. The record is from RefSeq and is a predicted model, not a curated record. The transcript has 2 exons.